This is a messenger RNA of Brienomyrus brachyistius, 1434 nucleotides long. Its product is annotated as CMRF35-like molecule 8. The record is from RefSeq and is a predicted model, not a curated record. The transcript is spliced from 9 exons. The coding region runs from base 145 to 1218 and encodes 357 amino acids. Lineage: Eukaryota; Metazoa; Chordata; Actinopteri; Osteoglossiformes; Mormyridae.
CCGGGCAUCUAGCUCUACUCCCGUUUCUGCAUGAAGCACCACCGAGUGAAAAUACACGAGGAAGUGAGUCAAGGGCGGGGAGAGGGGCCAGUAUCUCAAGACAGUCCUCAGAGACAUUCUGGUUCCUAACACAUAACAUAACACAUGGCUAUCCUCUUCCUCUCUCUCCUCAUCCUCAUCCUCAGUGGCCUUCCAGGUAACCGCAGUGUGAAAACAUUUCAGCAUUUAACCCACCCAUAUGGAGGAUCAAUUGCCAUCCCCUGUUUCUAUGAACACAAGCAGAAGGAUCAUGCAAAGUACUGGUGCAGAGCUAAACGUCUGCAAUCCUGUACCAUCCUGGGUCGCAGUCAGGCUGAAUGGAGGAUCGGCAGUGUACGCAUCUCCAACGACCCCGACAAGCUGGCUUUCUACCUAACCAUGAGCAACCUGCGAUGGUCUGACAGCGGGAAUUACUGGUGUGCAGUGGAGAUUAACAGCACUACAGAAUACUCUGAAAACCUCCACUUAGCAGUUACAAAUGCUCAGAGUGUGAGGACUGUGAGCUGGGUAUCUGCAGAGAGAGGAGGAUCUGUCACCAUCCCAUGUUACUAUGAUCAGAAGUAUAAAGACCAUGUGAAGUACUGGUGUAGAGGGUCUAACUGGAUGUACUGCUCCACAGUGGCACGUUCUGACUCCCCUCAGAUGACAGGGGAGGUGUCAGUCAGUGAUGACCCCGCCCACCUGGUCUUUAAUGUGACCAUGAGGAACCUGCAGGAAACGGACUCUGACACUUACUGGUGUGCCAUUUGGAUUCCAUUUGCGGCAGAUCCCGCGGUAUUUCUGCCUCUGAUGAUCAGGAGCGGAAAUGUCGAAAAUAUAACUGGUGAAGAACCUCCAGCUGGGUCACCCAUGGCAUCUACUGGCGUCUCACCUAAGGAGGCCUCCAGCACUGGCAGUUCAGAAAGCUCAUCCUCUCAGCUGGUUCUCAUACUAACGCUGGGCCUGCUGCUGCUCCUGGUGUUCCUGCUGGCCGUUGUUAUAGGCGCCAUUCUGAACAGACGAGGAAAAAGACCGGCCAAUGAUGAAGAUACACAGAACAGACUGACCAACAUAUCCUCUGUAGACCCUAACGAUGCUAUGAUAUACAGCACAGUUAAUCUACAGGACCAAGAGGAGCUUGCGUCAGAGGACUCUGCUGGUUCGAUUGUCUAUAGUACUCUGGCCCUGAAGCAGACAUAGGCCCAUGGAUGAGCAGGCGGUCCUGUAGGUGAACUGGAUGCCAGUCAGUUCACCUCAUUUCAAAUAUUUGACAUCGAAAGCUAUUUUUCAUUCAUAUUCAAGGCAAUACAGUUGUUAUUGAUUGUAAUUGUAAUUAAUUAAUUGUAAUUAAUUGUAAUUGUAGUUGUAAUUAAUCAGUUGUUACUGAAGACAGUUUUAAUUGUGCGGAAUAUAUAU